CCUCUCCCCGCCCUCUCUCGCUCGCCCUCUGUGUGUGGCAGCCAUUUUGGCUCGGGCUGGACUGCGCCGUCGCUGCGGGCUGCCGGUGGGCGGGAUGUGCGACGAGGACAUCCCGCCCGUCGUGCAGGCCCGGUUCCUUCCCGAUAGGGGGAGUGCAGCUGCAACCGACGUGCGGCUGGGGCCCAGCUUCGGCGUGAGCUGCCACCAGCCGCGCGGCAGCCUCCAGCAGCCUUUGCCGCCCGAGGGCUCGCAGGUGCGCGCGGCGUGUGACCUCCUUCCUGCCUGGACGCCUGAGCUGGCCAACGCCAGGGCCGAGGGCAGCCGCGUAGUGGCUGAGAGGCCCAUCUCCCGCGAGCAGCUGCUGUCCUCGGGGUCCCUCGUGCUGGUGGAUGGUGCGGCCGAGGCAUACUGGGCGACCGAGAUCGCGGGCUCUGCCAGAAUACGCACGGCCCUGCCCGAGCACGUGCCCCCUGGCGUGGAGUCCGAGCCGCUGCAGAAGGCCGCGCCGACGCGGCCCACCCUUCGGACCCACUACGCCGUGCCCGCAGAGGCACCCUCGGGCUUCCCAGUGGAGGACAGGACGUGCCUGCCCGUGCUCACAGCCGCCGCAACAGCCAUUGCGCCGCCAGUCUACGUCGGCACCGCCAGCGCCGCUCCGGAAGCAUGGCCAGCUGACAGGCACCAUUCCUCUGGGUUCCCCGCGCAGGGUUCGGCACCACUGCCUGAGAGAUGCAAUUCCUCUGAGUUCCCCUCGCAGCGUACCGUGGUUGCAUCGUACCCUGCUCUGCCGACGCCGCUCACACCCUCGUCGCCCCCAGCCGAACCCGUGCUAGGGUCGGUGACGGGGACCCCGGCGGCGACCGACAGCCCGGGGACCUUGGCCGUGUGGAACAAACACAUCGAGGCCGUCAGCAGGCUCUUCGCCGAGUCGGCCAUGGCCGCCCCGCCAGCGGGCCCUGCGCUGCCUGGCCUCUCGCCAGCGCCACUGGGCAGCGCGGUCGCGCCCUGCGGGGCGCAGCCGCUGGGCAGCGUGGCGGCGCCGCCGGGCUACGUGGCCGCGCCCUUCGGGACGCAGCCGCCGCUGGGCACGCCCUGCGGGGCGCAGCCGCUGGGCAGCUUGGCGGCGCCGCUGGGCUACGUGGCCGCGCCCUUCGGCAUACAGCCGCCGCCGGGCACGCCCUGCGGAGUGCAGCCGCUGGGCAGCGUGGCGGCGCCGCCGGGCUACCUGGCCGCGCCCUUCGGGAUGCAGCCGCCGCUGGGCACGCCCUGCGGGGCGCAGCCGCUGGGCGGCGCGGCGGCGCCGCCGGGCAGCGUGGCUGCGCCCUUCGGGAUGCAGCCGCCGCCGGGCACGCCCUGCGGGGCGCCGCCGCUGGGCAGCGUGGCCGGGCCCUGCGGGAUGCCGCCGCCGGGUGCGGCCGCGCCCUCCGUGGCGCUCCCCUGGGGCUUCGCGGCCUCGCCCGCCGCGGGGUGGCCGCCGGGGGGCCCGCCGCUGCCGGGCUUCGCCGCGGGAGUGCCGCCCCCGCCGGCCGUGCACCCCGCGGGCCCCGCCAGCAUCCACGUGCUGCCCGGCAUACCCAACGCGGUGCGGUCGCUCGCCACCCGCUAUCAGGGCGAGGCGCCGCAGGCGAGUUUCCACCUCUGA
Molecule: messenger RNA, 1642 nt
Organism: Prorocentrum cordatum
Lineage: Eukaryota; Dinophyceae; Prorocentrales; Prorocentraceae
Source: the annotation of a GenBank genome assembly